CGCGUUUGUUUACAUAAAUUAUUCGCAAACUAAGGUUAUAAAAAAGAUCGGCUGAGCUAACAUGUAUAAAUCUGUUCGUGACACGUUGCAGGCAUUUUCGAAACGCCAACUGACCAACCUAAAUUAUUCGAUCGUCGAACGACUGCGAUCCAAAAACAGUAAAAUUAGUGUUUCAUUUAAACCCGACAGAAGUCAAAGGAGUAAGCGUUUGAAAAAAGUUUCUCAAGUGUUCAAGAAAAGGAAAACAACACGCAUACACGAUAUAUUUUUGGACAGAUUAGUAAAUCCGAUUGUAGGAGUGUUUGUCCCUAGCAUCGAGGGAGUGGAUCAGAUUUCGAAGCUAAGCGAUUUCAGAACCCACCAUGGAUUUUUGGAGAAAAUUGAAGAAACUGAAACUGAAAAUAAUCUUGAAUACACAGAGGGGAAUCCUAAAACAUUCAAUAUGAACAGGGCACUAGAUGGUGAACAAUGUAUAUUAAGUCCGUAUGGUUUUGUGACCACUGAAAAUAAAAUCACCAAACAGGCUGAUCGAAAAUGGUUCAGUAAAAAGAGGAAACCUGCCUACAAGAAUUUAAAUGUGUCUAGUAACAUAAAAGAAUCGAAUAAAUCUUCAUUGAUUGGUUUAGUUUUAGAAAAAAUUAUUUACAAUAAAAUAGAUAACCUUAUUCCAGGCGUAAAAAAUGAACAAAUGUUGGAUUUGUAUGAUUUUAGAGUUCAGAAAGAGAACCACCUCCAAGAUGAUGUUGUUGAAGUAGCACAAAUUAAAAAAUUAGGAGAGCAAGCGUCAGCAUUAGCGACUGUCAAUUCGAACAAAACAAAUGUACUUGAGAACAAUAUAAAUAUAACCUUAGGUCACAGUUUAAACCCUACGAGCUCCAAAGUAAUUGUCAAAGCUCCUGAAAUACUUUCCGUUGAUACUACUCAGACCGCUAGCCCUUCUGCUAAUGAGACAAACGUAAAUAAAGCAACCAAUCAAAGUCAAGAUUUUACAGAAAGCUCGAGAAAAACAGACACAUUCAAACCAACAGCUAUUGCAAACAAUAAAGAAACAUCUGCGUCCAAACCAACAAGUAUUACAAACAGUAAAGAAACAUCUGCGGGUGUAGACUUGUCUUCAAUAUCCAAAGACACAAAAGAGAAUAUAACUAGCCAAAAUGACAAACAAAAGCCUAAAGAUACUAUAGUACAAAAUCCCAAGAGGAGUUCAGCUAAAAUGGCGAGUCCUGAAGGUAGCAGAGCAGAAACCAUUGCAAAAACAAAUCCGACAAAUAAAAACAAUAAAUCGAAAUUAAUAGUCAGUGACAAUAAAAAGAAUUUGAAUGAGGUGCAAAAUAUAAAUAAGACAAACAAGACUGAGAGCUCUUCUUCAAGCAUAUCAUGCGAUCGUAAUCGUUCACAAACGAUUGCUGUAGGGAGAAAGGAGCUCGACACAUCACCUAAUAUUGAAGUCAAGAAACCCCUUCCAAUUACUUCAUCUAAUCUUGAUUCUCGGCAAAAACCUACUGAAACUACAAACAGCAACAUUGUCAAUCCAGAACAUUUAGCUGUUCCAAAUAAACAAAAUGUCAAAAAAAUAGGUAGAAGAAUUAAAAGGGACAAACAAAUCGUAAGUCGCAUAAAUAUGUCAAAUAAAUCCUCAUCGUUUGUAAAGCAUCAUGUGAAGGAAAAGGUUUUAAAGACAAAAAAAUUGAAGGCUGAUUUGAGUAAAGGCCAAGAUAUUAAACAGAACUUAAAACAGCCAAAAAACCUUGAACAACCAGCUGUAGUGUCUGUAAAUUCUAACGUAGAUACGAGUGGAGGUACUGAAGAAGUUCCUGAAGUUAAUAUUGAGAGUACUUUAAAAUUAGAUCCUAAUAUGAAAACUUCUUCACGUAUUGUCGAAUCAAAUGAUAGUGAUGCCUUAAAACUGAAUAACGAAGAAGACAAGAAACCAGAUGUCCAACAAGUAAACAGUCUGACUGCUGGUGCUAAGUCAGCAGUUCCUGAAGAUAAUAUCAAGACUGUCUUCGUCUCUUUCAACACAUCUGAUGAUGAAGCGCAAUUCAUUGAGAGGGAACAACUCGUUGGGAAUAGUAUAAAAAGUGAACUUAUUAACCUCAAUAUGGUAAUAGAGUCUGAAAAUAAAAGAAAACCUGAUGAUAAAGAAAAAGUUAAAGUCGUGGAAAAAGAAAAUGUUGAUAAGAAAAAACCUGUUAGCAAAGCUAGCUUCCUCGCAGAAAAGGCUAAGUUGAGACCUUGGAGAAGAAGAAAAGGUUCAAUAAGAAGCAAGAAUAGUAAGCCUAAACUUGAUGCAAAUGUGACUGAUGCUGUUGAGUCAAACAUAUCCGAAAAACUUCCGAAAGCCACGAAGAGUCCGGUGUUAAAAGAUUCACAGAUACAAAGUUUAAAUGAAAAUGAUAAGAAUGUUGAUUUGGAAUCCCACAACCUAUCCGUAAAUAAAACUCAAAGUUCCGACGCUAAAGAUUUAACUUUUAAAAGCAAUUUAGGUGCUCCUAAGGAAAAUCGUAGUAAAAAAUUAAAUAAAGAAGAAUUUCAUCCAAACGAAAUCCACAAAAAUGCAUUAACUUCAAAAAACAGAAAUAACGAUAUUAAUGAAAAAUAUAAAUUGGUGCAAAAAGCUCGUAUAAAAUCUAGAGAAGAAAUUAAAGCGCAAGAAAAGUCUAAAGUUAAGCCAACAAAUACUAAUAUAAAGGAUGUGGCCCCAAAACAGAUCAAUAAAAACUUAAAUGAAGAACUUAAAUCGAAUGUUGUUAAGCCACUUAAUAAAAAGGAGUUUGUAAAGUUAAACUCUCCAGUAAAAAUGAGUGAAAAUAAAAUUAAAAGGCCGGCUACAACAAAGGAACAAGAUAGACGUAAAAGUGAUUACAAUGACGAAAAGCCACGUAGUGUUUCAAUAAAAAAUAACACAGGAAAGGAUUUAAAUAUUAACCCAAUAAAUAAGAAGGAAAUUGCGAGUGAAACAUUCCUAAAAGGAAAAACGAAAAAGGAGCAAGAAUUAAAGCAAAAAACAUUAACCAACCAAACUGUAAAUCAUUUAACAAUAACCAGCCAAACCCAGAAUGUAAAAAACAAACAAACUAAGAGCAAAAGUUCAGAUUCCCCUAAGAAAAGAGAAAAUCUUGUGAUAGAUAAAAUAAACAAUCCACAAGUUACUAUGAAAAAUAAGCGAAAACCAGAAAAUGCUAAAGUCACUUCUGCUGAAUCCCAUAAUAGAACAUUUACACCGAGAAGUUCAAAAUCUAUAGAAUCAAUUCGUCCUCCUCUAAAUGUGCCUAAGAAUCAGAAAGUUCAAAACAGUUUCAAUAACUCAAACCAGAAAGCUAUUUCAACUAGUACAAAUUCAAAAAUGCCUUCUAUGCCAAUGAAAGCCUUGCGAGAAGAAUUGAAACCAACCGCCAGAGACGUUAGUACAGCAGACAAAAGUGCAACUAUUAAUCAAAAAGGUUUCGCAAAUAACAAAUCAGUAAACGAAACAGCUUUGGCAGUAAGUUCGAAAUCAAACAAGCGGACUAGUAAUCAAAUCCUACAGAAUUUGGUAAAAAGAAAGUAAAGAGAGAAGCAAACCAAUAUUUUCCAGGAACAGUGCUGCUUAAUACUUAAACAAAUAUGUAUAAUAGUGUCUAUCUUCCAUAUACGAAAAAAUAUUUAUUUUAAAUUUAGGAGUUAACUAUUUAUGGAAAAGCUGUACUUAUUUAAAUAAACCUUAGUAAUUCCCGAGUAUUUGGUAAAUUGCUCAUUACAUAAUUUUUAUUUUAAUGAGAAAUUUAAUAUUAAUAAAAUCUCUGGCUCAGUCUUGUACAUAA
This is a messenger RNA of Homalodisca vitripennis (glassy-winged sharpshooter), 3803 nucleotides long. RefSeq names its product putative mediator of RNA polymerase II transcription subunit 26. NCBI's taxonomy places the organism in Eukaryota, Metazoa, Arthropoda, Insecta, Hemiptera, Cicadellidae. The record is from RefSeq and is a predicted model, not a curated record. The transcript has 2 exons. The coding region runs from base 62 to 3550 and encodes 1162 amino acids.